Orbicella faveolata is the source of this 877-nucleotide messenger RNA. RefSeq names its product L-rhamnose-binding lectin CSL3-like. Gene Ontology annotation, molecular function: carbohydrate binding. NCBI's taxonomy places the organism in Eukaryota, Metazoa, Cnidaria, Anthozoa, Scleractinia, Merulinidae. The record is from RefSeq and is a predicted model, not a curated record.
AGCCGCUGAGGAGUUCAGACAAGACAAAGACCUUCUAGUUUCCAGACAUGGCAGCUCAAAAUAUAAAGUGGACUGUUUUUUUCGCUUUCCUUGCACUGUUCACUAUCUUGGAGGAAACCAAACUGGCCAUGGCUUGCAAAGAGGACCUAGUGUCCGCGACCAUUUGUGAACAUGCCAAAGUCAUUAUCCGCUGCGUGAUUGGAGGACGCAUCAGGGUAGUGGCAGCGUCUUAUGGCAGGCAUGACCGUGGUACCUGCAGUCACCCCAGUAUAAUCACCACCAGCUGUCAUUCGGCGAGUUCUUUUGCGAUUGUGAAGAGCAGAUGCGACGACAAAACCAGCUGCGAGCUGCAUGCAAGCAACGGAGUUUUCGGUGAUCCAUGCUUUGGGACCUUCAAAUAUCUUGAGGUCAAGUUCCAGUGCAUUCAGGCGAUUCAAAAAACCAUUUGUGAGAACCACCGGAAAACCUUAAGUUGCCCAUGUGGAGGAAAAAUCAACGUGUUGGAGGCGUCCUAUGGCAGACAUGACCAUCAUACGUGCUGGCAUCCGAGCAUUCGCACCACCAAUUGUCAUUCUGGCAACUCUAUUUCGAUUGUGAAGAGCAAAUGCAACAACAAAUCUAGCUGCAGUCUGUUUGCCAGCAACUCAGUGUUUGGUGAUCCAUGUUGGGGAACGUACAAAUAUCUAAGGGUCAAAUACCACUGCAUUUAGACUGCACCUGGUGGCGCAUACCGAAGAAGCUCUCAAUUCUGAUGAUUGCAUUUCACAGCUUAUAGGGUGUUGAUCGCAGCUUGAUUUAACGUAAUUUCAAUUUAUUCUGGUGAAGGGGUGAUUCCUGUUAUGAUUGAAGAUAUUAAAUGAUAUACGGUUGCUCCAAA